AUGGGAUGCUUUGUUUCUAAAAAGAAAGGUUUGAUAGACGACACCUUAGAAACGUAUAGAGAUGAAAAAUUCCCUUUUCCUAAAAACAAUCAUAAUUGGGAUAGAUUAACUUUACAACAUUAUUUAUUUCGUUAUAUUUGGCAAUCUAAUUUUUCAUCGCCUAUUGACGAAUAUAUCAAGACUGAUGGCAUCAAGGUUUUAGAUGUUGGGAGUGGAAGUGGACCAUGGGCCCUAGAGAUGGCCGGUGAAUAUCCAAAUGCUUUAUUCACCAAAAUAGACUCAAACACCUCACUCCAAAAUGGCACGACACUUCCAAAUUUCACUAUAAAAGAUCAUAAUCUCUCAAAAUUAGGACCACUCCCAUUUGAGGAUUCAACGUUUGAAUUUAUACAUGUGGGUUUCCUAUCUUGGGAAUUAACAGAAAAUCAAUUUGAAACACUUAUAAAUGAACUUGUGAGAAUUUUAAAACCGGGGGGAUAUUUAGAGAUUAUGGAUGUUGAUUGUCAAGGUGGAAAUGAAGGACCUUCGGCUCAGCUACGAUCAUACUACUCAUCUAAAGGUAUCAAUCCACUGAUAACCUCAAAACUAGAAUCGAUAAUGAAUUCUACAAAAUGUUUAUCAAAUGUUACGGUUCAAAAGAUACUUCACCCUUUAGGAAAUUGGGAAGACAAAAUCGGAGAAAUAGCCUUACUUAAUUUGCUACAAUUUUUUAAUGAUUUUAAAUCCAUUAUCAUUCCAUUUAUGGGCAUUUCUGAUUUAGAGUAUAGACAUUUGAUACAGGAGUUUAAGA
Cetraspora pellucida is the source of this 790-nucleotide messenger RNA. The record is from the annotation of a GenBank genome assembly. Lineage: Eukaryota; Fungi; Glomeromycota; Glomeromycetes; Diversisporales; Gigasporaceae.